Molecule: messenger RNA, 575 nt
Organism: Camelina sativa (false flax)
Lineage: Eukaryota; Viridiplantae; Streptophyta; Magnoliopsida; Brassicales; Brassicaceae
Source: RefSeq, a predicted model, not a curated record
UAUCGUUGGAGGCCAAGACAUCCUCCUCACAUGGACACACGUCUCUCACACGCUGACUCAGCACACCCUGAUGAGCUCGAUGAGGAGUUUGACACUUUCCCUACUUCCCGACCAUCAGACAUCGUCAGGAUGAGAUAUGACAGACUCAGGAGCAUUGCUGGUAGGAUUCAGACAGUUGUUGGUGAUCUUGCAACUCAAGGAGAGAGACUCCAGUCGUUGCUAAGCUGGCGUGACCCGCGUGCCACUGCUCUCUUCGUCCUGUUCUGUCUGAUAGCCGCAGUGAUUCUGUAUGUGACUCCCUUUCAGUGGGUUGCUUUCAUCAUUGGCUUGUAUGUGCUUAGACACCCGAGGCUCAGGUACAGGCUCCCAUCAGUUCCACUGAACUUCUUCAGGAGGCUUCCUGCAAGAACCGAUUGCAUGCUCUGAGUUCCUUAACUCUCUCUUAAGAUUUCUCCAUUUCAAGAAAAAAAAAUUAUUUGGUUUCGUAUUUGUUCCGCAUUUUAUGAGAAUCUCUGUUAAGACAUAUUUGUUGUUGCCUUGUAAGAUAAGUUUAUGUUUUGGUUUUGCAUAAACUA